Malania oleifera is the source of this 933-nucleotide messenger RNA. Its product is annotated as G2/mitotic-specific cyclin-1-like. Gene Ontology annotation, molecular function: cyclin-dependent protein serine/threonine kinase regulator activity. Gene Ontology annotation, biological process: mitotic cell cycle phase transition; regulation of cyclin-dependent protein serine/threonine kinase activity. Lineage: Eukaryota; Viridiplantae; Streptophyta; Magnoliopsida; Santalales; Ximeniaceae. Gene Ontology annotation, cellular component: centrosome; cyclin-dependent protein kinase holoenzyme complex; nucleus. The record is from RefSeq and is a predicted model, not a curated record. The transcript is spliced from 6 exons. The coding region runs from base 1 to 933 and encodes 310 amino acids.
AUGUACCUCGGAUAUGGAUUGCUGCUUGUUAGGCAUCUGUGCAGCAAACUUCCUGAAAAAACGGAAGUGGAAAUGGAAGACAUAGCUGAAGAACCGAUUACGGAUGUAGAUAGCUGUGAUAAAAAAAAUAGAAUUGCUGUUGUGGAGUAUGUUGAUGAUAUAUAUGCUCAUUACAGGAAAACAGAGAGGUCCAGCUGUGUCUCACCCAAGUAUAUUGCACAGCAAUUCGACAUUAAUGAAAGGAUGAGAAGUAUUCUCAUUGAUUGGGUGAUUGAGGUGCACUACGAGUUCGAACUUAUGGAUGAGAGUUUGUACCUCACUGUGAAUCUAAUUGACAGAUUCUUAGCUGCUCAACCAGUGUUGAGGAAGAAACUACAGCUGGUUGGGAUCACAGCCAUGCUUCUUGCUUGCAAAUACGAAGGGGUCUCGGUUCCAGUGGUGGCCGAUCUCAUUUUAAUAUCUGACAAAGCUUACAACAGAAAAGAAGUGCUUGGGAUGGUAGAAUAUAAGUCAACUUUUUUUUUUGCUGGUAUUUUGGGAAUUAAUAUAAAUUCUAGGUACUUCUUGUCUUUGCUCAGUCUAAUGAGAAGCUUUCUUUUAUUGAACCAGCUUGAGCUUCUGUCGUUCUUCAUGAUCGAGCUUUGCCUGGUUGAGUAUGAAAUGCUCAAGUUCCCACCUUCUUUGUUGGCAGCCGCUGCAAUCUUCACUGCUCAAUGUACUCUCAAUGGGUCUAGGCAGUGGAGCAAGACAACCGAAUGGCAUACUUGCUGCUCCGAGGAACAGCUACUGGAAUGCUCGAUGUUGAUGGUUAUUCUCCGUCAGAAGGCAGGAAUUGGGAAACUCACGGGGGUGUUCCGGAAGUAUAGUACAUCUAAAUUUGGAUAUGCUGCAAAAGCAGAACCGGCUCACUUUCUCUUAGAGGACGGAUUUUAA